This is a messenger RNA of Penicillium salamii, 3261 nucleotides long. NCBI's taxonomy places the organism in Eukaryota, Fungi, Ascomycota, Eurotiomycetes, Eurotiales, Aspergillaceae. The record is from the annotation of a GenBank genome assembly.
AUGUCGCGCACUUCCAGUGUUCAGGGGCACUCGCCGGCGCAUAUUCCAAUUCCAGACCCAUAUCUUUCGACGAGAUGCGACCCCGAAGAAAUCUCUUUUCAAGCCAGUGCUAUUCGGCUGACACCUUCGCUCGGAAGUCCACACAGCAACGGGCCCAGCUCCUCCCCUCACGACCCCACAAUUCAAACCAACUAUUUGGACCCGAAUGAGAACAACAUUAGUACCUGUACCUCUCCUCUUUCCGACGUCUUCGUCGAACCGAGGGAGAUUGAACUGGGGAGUGGUUCCAGUAGCUGGCGCGAUGACAGCUUUUCGUCGUAUAAGUCUGGGGCCAGUGCGCCAGAUUCCGCUUGGUCUCCCCCCAUGGCGCCAAGCGCCUUUCAGUGGCCGAGCUCGCAGCAGAUUCCAUUCACAUCGAAUACAUCGACAAGACUCGGACCAAAUGGAGUACAAACACUUCCUCAACCGGGCCUCGGUGUCUAUAAUGUUGCACCCGACCGACUCGCGCCUUCGAUCAACCAAGAGUCGGACGAGCUGGAUUCAGGCGCACCAAGAGGGAGAAGCCCGGUGUUCAAAAUAACAACCACAACCUUCUCUCGGGGCGACUCACCCGAGCGUGGCGCAUCACACCAAAGACGUCCCAGCCAGUCGUCAACGCAUCUUUCCGCCGAUCCCAACGAGUUGGAAGAAGAAGGCGAAGAAGAAGACAGUCAACAAACACUGUCUGCUACGUCUCUGAAGCGAGGCAAUGAUGGCGCAAGGCUCCGGGAUCCGUCUACUAAUCUGUCUGGUAUUGGCCCGGCUUCUCGUGGAAACGAAUACGUGCCAAGUCCAAACGAUGUCCACAUUCACAGAGAAAGAGAAGAAAAGAACGAAGACAUCACAAGUUGGUCCGUUUGUGUGAGCGAGGCCAACAGCGUUGUUGGAUCGCCUAGCCCUCCACGUACACGCCCACACAUCCCAAGACGACUUCGCGCAAGGAGCACUGGAGACCAUCCCCUGAAACAAGAGGAUUAUUUCAAUCUCAGGACUCGCACCGCGGAUCAAUCUUUCCCUGGACCAGGUGUCCUCGUUCACGAGAGUAGUGAUGAAUUGAGCGAGGAUGAAAGCAUCGGCACCUACUCGAAUGAGACCUCGGCCGAAGUCGACGAUCCGGGAAGAUAUGAUCGCAGCACCCCUGAGGUCUAUUCAUCGCUCUCGCCGAUUAAAGCAGAUGAAAGCAUUCGCCUUUACCCUUGGCACGAUCCUCCGCGCGAUACCACACCCAGAUCUCAUGCCAUGCAGCCAGACAGCUCAACCGAUGCUAUGAUAGCAUUCAACAAGCGUGCUCGAGACGUCGAAACAGCAUCUCUCGCAGCAACAGUCGACAAUAACAGCAUCUUUAAUGUGACCACGUCCUUUGAUAAUUUCUCCAUUGCAGAAAGGAGAGAGCAACCGAAGAAGCGAGCCAGUCUCCUCAAACGCCCGUUCCUGCAGGCUUCUUCGAUGUUAAAACGCCAAGCAUCCGACAUGUCAAUGAGCCAAUCCAGCACUUACCCUCCACUCCCACGAGACACUGAAGAAUCACAGCUGAAACAAAGCUACUCCCCACGAAACCCAUUCUCGAACCGUCGCCACUCGCGGUCACCAAGCCUAAGCAACGCAUUGAUGGCGAUGACCAGCCAAAUAGCCAGUGUUGGUGGAAGCCAAUCUGUCCAAGCUGUGUCACCAGCGCCAUCUCCAAAUCCAGAACGAAGCUCCUUGAAUCUCCCCCAAUUCCCCGGUCGCGGUCGCAGUAGAAGUGAGCUACCUCGGCCGACUGGCCCAGGGCUAAUCAACCUGAUGACCGCCCACGGUGGCCCCCCAGUUCCAAGCAUUACUUCGCCUCGGGUCAGCUCGAAUGCCGACCAGACACCUAGAAGUGUGUUAUUGGGCCCAGAGAUUACGGGUGGCGAUGAUGAGCACGAUGUUGACAUGAGCAAUGCCAAGGGAUUGGUUAUGGAUUUCCCCGCCAUUCAAAGCCUUCCAGUGCCAACCUUUGAAGGGUUUAGAUCGCAAAUCAUGGAAAUGAAUCCAAGGCUUGAACCGGCCUUGAUCCACCGUCUUGCACAUGAGCAAGAUCGCCGAUUUAAGGUUUUGGUUGGCUUGCAGCAGAAGCAUUCUCAAGCUGUGGCCAAUCACUCUUGUAAGUCUGCGAAUUUCUGUUUCGCUCAGGGCGGCAAAGAAACUCCACUGUCAGACUCCAGGGCACCGGUGGAGACCAGGGCUGGACAGAAUCAAUUCCACGUGAGCAAUCUCACCAGCGGACACGAGCAAGGGUAUGCGAUAGGAGAAGGCACGGUAGCCGCGGCACAAUUCCCCCCUGGAGUCCCCCUUCCACCGGUCAGCCGCCUCCCUGCCCGUUUCGAAUGUCCUAUCUGUUUCCAAGUGAAAACCUUCGCCAAGCCGUCCGACUGGUCCAAGCAUGUCCAGGAAGAUGUACAGCCAUUUACCUGUACAUUCCCGCACUGCAAUGAGCCUAAGUCGUUCAAGCGUAAAGCUGACUGGGUCCGACAUGAGAACGAAAGACAUCGUCAUUUAGAGUGGUGGACCUGCGCAUUCCCUGAUUGCAAUCAUACCUGCUAUCGUAAAGACAACUUUGUGCAGCAUUUGGUUCGGGAGCACAAGAUGCCCGAACCCAAACCGAAGAAAGGCACGACCGAGGGGCCGAACAGCCGACGCGAUCAAGACAUCGAACGGAUAUGGCAAAAGGUCGAAGAAUGUCGGCACGAGACUAAGCAAGCCCCCCAAUCAGAGCCGUGUCGCUUCUGCGGGAAUGUCUGUAGCGAGUGGAGAAAGUUGUCAGUUCACCUUGGCAAGCAUCUGGAGCAGCUUGCCAUGCCCGUUCUGCGGUUAUCAAAGCCGAGCAGUCCUCCGGCUCCUGCUGACCCAGGACGAUCGGCACCCCUGGCUCCUUACGAAACGUCUUUGCAACCGCCGUACGCGGCGCAAAACACUAUCCUCGAUCAUUCGAUGACUGGUAUCGAACUUUCUACCGAACCCGAGUCCAUGACGGACUCCCUGGAUUAUCCGUACCUGGGCACCGGUCUCGACUUGGCCCAGGCUCAUCCCCUGCAUCAGAACUUGACCUAUCCGCGGCCCUAUGCCGCUCCGCGCCCGAGGUCUCCGGAGCCCGAUGUCAUUCACUCGUAUCCUGUUCCUCAGUUUCAGGUGUACCCCGCGGAUUACUACCAACCGAUGGAGUCCAACAUUCCCUAUACGGCCACCUAUUCGUCCGGGUGA